AGUUUAUGUUAUAUUUUCCUUUAAGCAGUCAUGCAAGGAAGGGCUGAUCAGAGCAUGAGCCGAGGAGGAGGUUCUUCAGGGGGAAAGUCUCUGGCUCCAAGUAGAAGCACCGUCUAUAUUUCCAACUUGCCUUUCUCUCUUACAAAUACAGAUCUACACAAGAUUUUUGAGAAGUUUGGAAAGCUAGUGAGAGUGACUAUUCUUCGGGACCGUGAAACCAGAAAGAGUCGUGGAGUUGCCUUUGUAUUAUAUCUGUCUCGUGAAGAGGCCCAUGCAUGUGUUAAAGGAACUGAUGGGAAAGAAAUGUUUGGCCGAACACUCAAAGAAAAGCAUUGCGAAAGUAAUGGUCGAGCUCCUGAAUUCAUCAGGCGAAGAGAAUAUCCAGAAAAGUCAAUGUGUUAUGAAUGUGGAGAUUUUGGUCAUUUGAGUUACUCUUGCCCUAAAAAUCUGCUUGGAGAUAGAGAACCUCCUAAGAAGAAACCAAAGAAGCGAAGAGGUGAUUUCCAGGAUGAGACCAAAUUCAAGAAUGCUAAGUAUGAGGAUGACGAUGCAGAAGAGGAUGAGGAUGAAGAACCAAAGUUUGAAGAAGACUCACUCAGCGAAGCAAUCAGAUAUCAACAAGAACUAAGAGAAGCAGAAGAAUUCCAAAGUAGACUUGCAGCAGGAGAAUAUUCCAAAUGCGAGCCAGGGGUUCAUCGAGCAAAGAUAAAGCAGUCUUCCUACUUUAGUGAUGAAGAAGAACUGAGCGAUGAUUGAAAUAACAGUGAUUGGUCAGAUUGUGAGAUAAUGCAACAAUUAAAUUUUUAGUUUUGAUCCUAAGUUCUGUACUAUUGUUAUUGAGGUUCUUGUGUGCACUGUGGAAGAAUGUGAACUAGAAGCUGAGGCUGUGAACUUAAUCAUUUGGUAAUAAAAAUCCUAGAGUACAAAUGGAUACAAACGGAGAUGUGGAUUUGAUUUUGUAAACUUUGCCUUUUUUCUUUCUUUCUUUCCCCUUUUCUCUUUUUCUGUCUGCUUUGUUCCCCUAUUUUCUCAGCUUGUUUCUCUAAAAAUUACGGAUAAGGGAUCCUGUAAAAUCACAUUUAAAGGAUACAUAUUUUAACACCAAUUAUCACGAGGUGUACAGUUCCCAGGACUGAAUGUGGAAAUUUUACCAUGGACUUUGAUAUAAA
Penaeus monodon (black tiger shrimp) is the source of this 1169-nucleotide messenger RNA. Its product is annotated as zinc finger CCHC-type and RNA-binding motif-containing protein 1-like. Lineage: Eukaryota; Metazoa; Arthropoda; Malacostraca; Decapoda; Penaeidae. The record is from RefSeq and is a predicted model, not a curated record. Gene Ontology annotation, cellular component: U12-type spliceosomal complex. The transcript is spliced from 4 exons. Gene Ontology annotation, biological process: mRNA splicing, via spliceosome. Gene Ontology annotation, molecular function: RNA binding; zinc ion binding. Bases 31 to 756 code for a protein of 241 amino acids.